Messenger RNA from Paramecium tetraurelia, 1812 nucleotides. RefSeq lists its product as uncharacterized. The transcript is spliced from 3 exons. Gene Ontology annotation, molecular function: protein binding. Gene Ontology annotation, cellular component: ciliary inversin compartment. NCBI's taxonomy places the organism in Eukaryota, Ciliophora, Oligohymenophorea, Peniculida, Parameciidae. Gene Ontology annotation, biological process: protein localization to ciliary inversin compartment. The record is from RefSeq and is a predicted model, not a curated record.
AUGGAUUCAAACAUUGUCACUCUUAUCGAAUAGUCCAACAAAUACAAUAGCUCUAAAACCAAUUUCUUCAAAACCAAACUGUUUGUAAGCAACAACCAUUCUCCAAACAGAGAAUAUUCGAAGCAAGUGGCAUAAACAGAAACUGUUUAAUACAAUAGAUAUUAAUCAAAAGAAAUCAAUUCUGGAAGAAAUUCGAAGAAGAUAUCCUUUAACACUUACUUGUUAAACUUAGCAAAAUAGAAUAUCGAUCUGUUUCCAAAGAUUAAAUGUGAUUUUGCAAAUAUUUAAAUGGUUGACCUCCAAGAUAAUAGGUUCAGGGUGUUUCCAAAAGAAUUAUAUGAAAUGAAAAAAGCCUAAAUCAUCAAUCUAAAUUCAAAUUUCAUUAAAGUUUUACCUGAAGAUUUAUUUGACAACUUCCCCUCUAUCAUCAAUUUUUCUAUUAGCAACAAUUUAGUUGUGAUCCUACCAAGAAAUUUAUCUCAUUGGUCAACUCAUCUAGAAAUAUUGGAAUUGAGUAAAAACAGAAUUUAAAAACUUUAUCCAUUAAUAACCCUAACAAAUUUAAGAUCUCUCUUCAUUUAAUCAAAUGAAUUCUAAUACAUUCCAAUCGAACUCUAAAAUCUAAAGAAACUAAAUGAACUCGGUUUGGAUUGGUUCAAAUACCUCAACCCUCCGAUAGACCCCAUUGUGAAUAGACCAUACAUAGAGAGAUUGUUUUCAUUAUUAGAGGAAAAGCAAAUAAAAGACGUAGAAGAUCCUUCUUAAAUUAAUUUUAGUGAUGAAGAGUAUAGCUCCUCUAUUGGAAUGAACUUUUAAGACUUUCUUAUGUAAUUUUCAAAUCUUUAGUUAAACAUCCUUCCUAACCCUUAAGGAGGAGACAAAGAAUACUCUACUACUAUCUUACACAAGGCAGCAGUCGAGUAAGACAUUGGUGCUUUGAUAUCAUUGAUGUCCUAUUAUCCUGAGAUUGUAGAUUGCUAAGAUCAAAGACAGAACACAGCCUUGGGAUUGGCAAUUCAAGAAGAGAAGUAUUUUAGUGCCAAAGCAUUAAUAUUUAAUGGAGCUUCAGUAAAUACAAAUGCAGCCAAAUAUGGAUCAAUUUUGAAUCUGGCAAUAGUGAAAGGUCAAAUCCACUUGAUUCUUGACAUCUUAACCUAGGGUGCAGAUCCUAAUCAGAUGGAUGAGAAGGGUAAUACAGCCUUGCAUUAUUGUAUGGCCUGCUUUGAUAAAGAUGUCACAAUUUACAAAUAGGCAUUCUUGGCAUUGCUUAAGAAGAAUAUUAAUACAAAUGCUCUUAAUUAAGAUGGAUGGAGUCCUUUACACAUUGCUGUUAAGAAGGGGAACACAGAUGCUAUUUCAGCAGUAAUCCAACACAACAGUAAGAAAUAAUCGAAAUUUGAUUUAAAUCUUAAAGGGGGCAAGAAACGCCAAACUCCUUUGCAUCUGGCUUGUUCAAAUGGACAUUUUGAAAUUGUUGCUAUGCUUUUGUAAUAGUCAGAAGUCAAAUUGUUCUGCAGGAAUAUGUUAAAUUAGACGGCAUCUCAAUGUUGUUUGCACAAUUAUAGGGUUUAUAAGUUAAUUAAAAGAUACGAGUAUGAACAAUUAUAUAGACUGCAGAAGAAUUCGUAAUUGUAGGAUUAGGAUGACUAUUCAGUUAAGGACAAUGAUUCCUACACAGAUUUAGAUGAGAGUAUUUAACUAUUUGAUGGAUUAUAACUAAAAUAAAUUAAGAUCAAUAGAUCAGUGUUAGGUUGUCGGGAGAGAGCGACUGGAUGCAAAUUCAGAUUCUCUAGUCAGCCACCUUAAAAAUGA